Molecule: messenger RNA, 688 nt
Organism: Oncorhynchus masou masou (cherry salmon)
Lineage: Eukaryota; Metazoa; Chordata; Actinopteri; Salmoniformes; Salmonidae
Product: protein disulfide-isomerase TMX3-like
Exons: 10
Coding region: 32-688 (218 amino acids)
Biological process (GO): peptidyl-cysteine oxidation
Cellular component (GO): cell surface; endoplasmic reticulum
Molecular function (GO): protein disulfide isomerase activity
Source: RefSeq, a predicted model, not a curated record
GAAAAUACUGCUUGUAUUUAUUUCCUGCUUGAUGUUUCCUUUCGGAGCAAUGGCAAAAGUGAAAGCCACCUUGGUUUGUGCAGGGCUUUUUCUAUGUUCAACGGUGCUUGCAAUUGUCGAAGAACUCGAUGACACAUUUAAAGACACCAGAGUAGAUGAUGUCUGGCUGGUGGACUUUUAUGCACCGUGGUGUGGCUACUGUAAAAAACUGGAGCCCGUGUGGUAUGACGUCGGCGCCGAGUUGAAAAGCUCUGGAUCGCCUGUGCGAGUGGGCAAGAUGGACGGCACUGCAUAUUCUGGCAUGUCCUCAGAAUUUGGAGUACGAGGAUACCCCACAAUUAAAUUGCUAAAGGGUGAUCUUGCCUAUAAUUACAAGGGGCCAAGGACAAAGGAUGACAUCAUAGAAUUCGCCAACAGGGUAGCAGGGCCAGCAGUCCGAGCACUUCCAAGCAAACAGAUGUUUGACCAUAUGAUGAAGAGACAUGACGUGCUCUUUGUAUACUUCGGCGGGGAGUCUCCUCUCAAGGAGAAGUAUAUCGACAUGGCUGCGGAGCUGAUUGUGUAUACAUACUUCUUCUCUGCGUCUGAAGACGUCUUACCAGAGUCAGUGACUUUGCCAGAGCUUCCAUCGGUCGUAGUCUUCAAGGACGGGGCCUACUUUACCUAUGAUGGUAAGUAUCUGUCUUAA